CCUUAAUCGUGGUGGCACUCAAGACGCACCUGUACUGUAACGGCGUGUUCGGUUCCCCUCCGCAGAAGGUGUGGAACUAUUGUAAGCAAGUCGUUCUCUGCCUUGCGUUUGCUAGCGGGUGAAAAGUGUAAAUGCUUGCUCGUGCAUUAUACAGACGUGUUCUGGUGUGUAAUUAUCACUUUCUACAUGUAAGAGUAGGAGGCGAAGUGUUCGGUUUGAUCACCUAAUUACAGUAGCAUCUGUUGCAGGAGACGGGCAGAACUCUCCGUGUCCCCGGCUGUUUGUUACAGAUGCAAGAUAAAAUAUACAAAAAAAAACUGAUCGACUGUGACUCCGAGCUCCACUGGACAUCAAAGGCCGUUUCAGAGCCGCUACACUCACGACUUCCUGCGGCCUGAUUGGGCUCUGCGGAUACAGCGACUCUUGUGUUAGCCCUGGGGAGUUCUACCUCGGCACUGUAUGGGUUCUAAACACGAGGAGCCAGGAAGGUGUCUGAGCUGGCCGGAUGAGGAUGAGGAGGAUGGUCGGAGGAGCUGUCACCCCUCCCCCUUCCUCUCCUCAGGCCACAGUAAAGAGGAAGCUGUGGUGAAUAAGUCUUUCUUCACCAUCUCUGUGUCUUCGCGGCUGUGGAUCGGACAGACUUGGUACAAAUCAGACUAUUGCUCUGUAGAACUUUUGCCCCGUCGUGGUCCUGGUGGUGGAUCAUGACUCCGGCAGGUGCGGUGCUCCUCCUCGGCCUCCUGGGGUCUGUCAGCUCGCUGAUGCCUCCACGAACCUCCUUCCUGCUCAACUCUACAGACCGGCCUUUGGUCCAAUUCAGCCUCCGCGACCUCUACAACACCACCACGCUGUUGCUAAGCGACGACGGCUCCACGCUGUACGUUGGAGCGCGCGAUGCCAUCCUCUCUUUGGACGUCAGUCAGAGUGACACCAUCAGCCUGAAGAACCAGGUGGAGUGGAGUCCGACGGAGAGCGACAAAAACAUCUGUGUCAGUAAAGGAAAGAAACGUGAGGUUCACUGUUCCAACUUCAUCCGUGUGCUGCAGCCCAUGAACUCCACUCACCUGUACGUCUGUGGCAGCUACGCCUACGGUCCACAGGAGGCCUGGCUGGACACUGCAGGACAGAACCUGUCUGUGGUUCCGCUCGGCACAGCUAAAGGUCGCUGCCCGUUCAGCCCCUUCCAGAGGAGCGUGGCCCUCAGCGUCGAUGGUGAAGUGUUCACCGCCUCAACGAGCGACUUCAGAGGAACCAAACCUGAGAUCGCUCGACACUUCAGUAAGGACGGACGCCCAGACGUCCUCCAGGACCUGUACGGCAGCUUGCUGGAGGAGCCAGAGUUUGUGGGCUCGUCACUGGACCCGGCAGAGAACAAGCUCUACUUCUUCUUUAGUGAAGUUGGGAAAGAGUUCAGCUACACGAACGAGCUGCGAGUGGCCCGGGUGGCCCAAGUCUGCAAGGAUGACGUCGGUGGACAGCGGACUCUGCAGAGGAAGUGGACGUCUUUCACCAAAUCGUCGCUGGUGUGUCAGGUUUCCAGGCGACUUCCCUUCAACGUCCUCCAGGACGUGUUCACACUGCAGCUGCCUGAUGCCGGCGGCGCCGUACAGACCCGGUUCUACAGCGUCUUCACCUCCCAGUGGUCCUCCGGUCCAGAGUCGGCAGUCUGUGUCUUUAACCUGCAGGACAUCAGGGAUGUGUUUAAGGGGAACUACAGAACCUUUGACUCCAGAAACCACCUAUGGGUCCCAAUGAAAGGAAAACACUCCUACCUGGGAAAAUGCGGGUUGGAGAACGCUACAGACGCUGAACUCAACGAGGUGAAGAAAACUUUUCUGACCAGUCGCAGUGUCGCAGCCGCCGGAAACGGUCCGGUUGUGGUUUCUUCAGAUCACAUCUACAGUCGCAUCGCUGCCAUGACGACUGAGGCGCUGGAUGGGAAACGCUACACUGUUCUGUUUCUACUCACAGAGUCUGGGUUCCUCCACAAAUUGGUUCUGUUUAAUACGGGUCCCCGCAUCAUUGAGGAGGUUCAGGUCUUCAGAGAGCCUCAGCUGGUUAAGAGCCUGCUCCUCUCUUCUUCCAAGGGGGUGGUCUACGUGGGGACGUCUGGCGGCGUCACUGCCGUACCUCUGGCCAACUGCUCCGUCUACAGAACCUGCAGCCAGUGUGUUCUUGCCAGAGACCCUCUGUGUGGAUGGAGUCCAAGCAGAAGAGCGUGCACGGGUCUGGACAGCAGUGAUCCUCUGACUCAGGACCUGGACAAGGGCAACGUGAAGGAGAAAUGUCCACGAGCGUCCACUGGAUUGGACUUGGCUCACACAGACGUGACCGUUCGCUGGGGUGAAUCCGUGCGGCUUCGGUGCGUCAGCCCGUCCAACCUGGCCACGCUCACCUGGACCGGACCUCCCUCCAGCACCGGCCGCACCAUCCAGGCAGCCGACGGCGGCCUGAGCUUCCUUGCCAGCGCCGACACCGUGGGGCGGUACCGCUGCGUGGCGGAGGAGGCCGGCCACGCUGACGUGGUGGCAGCCUUUGAGGUCCAGCUGAUGUCUCCGCGCUCAGUGCGACCCGGUCACGGCGUCAGCGAGCGGGUCGGGCCCAGCAGCACAGAGGAGCCGUACGAGGACGUGGAGACGGCGGAACCGCCCGCUGACCCGGACCUCACCGUGGACGGGGCCGUCACGAACAGCUCCACCCACGGCACGGCCGGCAAACCAGAAGACUUUGGACCAAGCGGUGUUCAGAACCAUGAUUCGGACCUGACCACGGCCUCUUCAAACGACACACACUCGGGGAAGGAGGCGCUCAGACGGGCUCAGAGUCAGAAGAGCUACUUCAGCGAGCUGGUGGCGGUGUCCCUGCUGCUGGUGGUGGUCAGCGUCUGUGUCCUGCUGCUCGGUGGCCUCCAAAUGUGGUGGCGGAGCAGAACCGGCAGGAAAGCCAGUGCCGCGGUCGGUCCAGAGCACAAACCCACGGAGAGCAUCCCCUCCCUGAGUCCCGAGGACGCGGACACGGAGCCGAGGCUGGUGUAGGGAUGGAGCCUCCUCAGCCAUCACAUUCUGUUGUUUGGCUUUGUACUGUAAUGGGAAGGCUCUGAGACCAGUGGAGGACGUUUGGACCGGGCCCACGGUAGAAUCACGUUGAAACCACAGCCGCUGGCUUUCGUUUGCACCUGUCUGAAGGGCUGUUGUUGUCACGGAUACACAGUGUUAUCACGUCGUUGUGUGUCUGUAGCCUUGAAUCUAAACAGUAUUUCCGUAAUUUAUUAGUAAUUACCUUAACAUUAAUCUAAUACGUUUUCAUACCUCAGUAAAAGGCUCCUUAAUGCAUUUGUAAAGUAAAGGCAGAAAAUAUUCAGUAUUUGUUCCUGUCCUGACGAACUGAUUCAUUGUCAUACGGUGUAAUUUUUUUGUCUUGUGUUUUACUGAUGAUAACAAUAAAUGUUUUCAAGGUUUUAA
Molecule: messenger RNA, 3461 nt
Organism: Betta splendens (Siamese fighting fish)
Lineage: Eukaryota; Metazoa; Chordata; Actinopteri; Anabantiformes; Osphronemidae
Gene: sema4aa
Product: semaphorin-4A
Exons: 14
Coding region: 705-3035 (776 amino acids)
Biological process (GO): negative regulation of axon extension involved in axon guidance; semaphorin-plexin signaling pathway; neural crest cell migration
Molecular function (GO): semaphorin receptor binding; chemorepellent activity
Source: RefSeq, a predicted model, not a curated record